ACGUCCAAUGGGAACGCGGCUAAAGAUGUACCAAGUUCUUUGAAUACUGAGAACUCAGUUAAUAACAAACCAAAAUGUAUUUUAGAGCUUGAAUAUGUUCAAAAUUUCCUCAUCCACACAGCACUUUGGAUGUUAGAAACACACAGCAAGGGGAAAAAAACAUGAACAGUAAGCUACAUAUGUACUGUACAUUCCGAUCCACAGAGACGACCACACCUUUCUCACUUACAAAUUUGUCAUCUGAUCAAUAUUUCUAGAGUACUUCAUGUGUGUACCAACAGAUGCGACAAUCUGUUACUCAUAACGCUUGCAACCGUGAACCAUCUUCAGCGGAGGAACCACCACACAAGCGAGUCGACAUUUAGGUCACCGGAGCGAGGUGUGAUGAACAUGUGCAGUGAAUAUCCACCGCCUGAUAUUUCUGUCGAGUCCCCAAGAGGACGCCAAGAAGGUCUUCCUUCAAGACACUAGGAUCCAUUCCAUCAAGCAAAGAAUCCCGGGCCUUAGCACAAUGCCAGGACCACGGAAAGGUCACAAAAGGAAACACGAGGGCAGUGCAAGCAGUGAUUCUGGAAGAAGCAGCGGCAGCAACAACAGCAGUACCGGUACUACGAGUCCUUACUUCUCUAGAGCUAAAGCUAAAGUCUCCAAAGCUUCAAAGAAGAAUGAUGCAAGAUUGCCAGCCUCAUUCUUUGACAAGCCCUGCGAGGACUUGGCCAAGUCACUCCUGGGUCAGAGGUUAGUGCACGUGCUCAGUAGCGGGGAGCGCCUGUCCGGCACCAUCGUCGAGACGGAGGCAUACUUGGGAUCAAAGGACUCAGCGAGCCACUCCUACGAGGGUCGUAGGUCGGAUCGCGUGAAAGCCAUGUAUAUGACUCCUGGCACCUGCUAUGUGUAUCUCAUCUAUGGCAUGUAUGACUGCCUCAAUAUCUCCAGCAAGGGUGAUGGACAAGCAGUACUAAUCCGAGCCUUGGAACCCAAGGAGGGCAUCCCGACGAUGCGCAAAUUCCGCGACAAACGGCGCAAGAACCCGACCAAAGAACUCAAGACCAAGGACCUCUGCAAUGGACCGGGCAAGCUGACAGAGGCACUCCAGAUAACCAAGGCCGAAAUAAACCAGAUCAGCUUGGCCACCAGCCCUGCUUUGUGGGCGGAGAGGGGAGAGGGUCAGAUCAAGGAGGGGGACAUCAUAGCGUGCCCUAGGAUCGGAGUGGAUUACGCGACUCCAGAAUGGGUGAAGAAACCUCUGAGGUUUUACGUCAGGGGUGAUGUGUGCAUCAGCAAGAAGGACAAGGAAGCAGAGAAGGCUGCAGAGAAGGCUGCAGGGAAUUCUUGAUCAAUGCAAAACACUUUAAGGUGAUGUUGUAAAAUUUGACUGAAAUCGGAAAAUGAAAUAUACUUAGACCAUCAUAAAUGCACUGGUUUUCAAUGUGAAGUUAUUCAAGAUCAUUCUCACUUUGAUCAUGUAAAAAGAUCAAGAUAAUGAGGUAAAUAUAGCAAUUUGUGUUAAUUUUUCAGCUAGGGGUGAGCAUUUACGGGUAGUAUGGGAAUCAGGUACCCAAGUGAAAAAAACAACACGGGUACCCGUUGAAGAAACCCAACCCAAAAUUUAAAUCUCAGAAUUUGCUGUUCACAUUGUUCAUAAAGGUCCGCACGAUAAUACUACCACAUCUGUGUGUCAAUACAGCAAAAUACAAGUGUGUACAGUGAGCUCUUUAACUUUACGGUGCAAGUUGCAUUUUCGCAAGCAUCAUAAACGUGGAUCUGUUUUGUUUUUCCAUGUAGCCUGGUUUUCAUUUUGAAAAUUCCACAUAAAUGACAUUCAAAACCUUUCUUUUUCAUUGUCUGAUAACUUACUAAGUAAUAUGUAAAGUUAAUUGCGGUACUUGUUUCCAUAAUCUGGAACUGGUUCCUGACAUCAACGGUCGGGUACUCGGGUCCGAUGCAAACCCCUAUUUUCAGCUAAGUAUGUAAGUGCAACAGGGACUUCUUUAUGGCCCUGCGUUUUGUGUAUUCAUCCAGAUGAUUUGUUUAAAUUAUGAAAAUUACAAAGCAGCAACUCUGUAGUUUGAAGAAAAAAAUUGUAUUCAGUGAUACAAAAUGCAAUUUCCUCCUCGGUCAACAUGAACAAGUAACUAGGACAAAAAACAAGUUCAUGAUGUGCAUACAGGAAGAGAAUUGCAAGAAGUUUUUAUGAGUGUUAAGAUCUGUUUUCAUCUUCAGGAAAGACUUUAUACGGGUAACCUACUGUGAAUCAAUUUUGAAUAAAAAUGAAGUAAGCUAUGGAACAUUAAAACUCUUGCAAACUGGUAAAA
This is a messenger RNA of Patiria miniata (bat star), 2315 nucleotides long. RefSeq names its product DNA-3-methyladenine glycosylase-like (gene mpg). Gene Ontology annotation, biological process: base-excision repair. NCBI's taxonomy places the organism in Eukaryota, Metazoa, Echinodermata, Asteroidea, Valvatida, Asterinidae. The record is from RefSeq and is a predicted model, not a curated record. The coding region runs from base 512 to 1336 and encodes 274 amino acids. The transcript has 5 exons. Gene Ontology annotation, molecular function: DNA binding; alkylbase DNA N-glycosylase activity.